This is a messenger RNA of Cherax quadricarinatus, 4775 nucleotides long. NCBI's taxonomy places the organism in Eukaryota, Metazoa, Arthropoda, Malacostraca, Decapoda, Parastacidae. The record is from RefSeq and is a predicted model, not a curated record.
UAGUGAUGGCUAGGCCAGCGCAGGACAGCACCCCAGCCAGACCAGCAACACACACAACACCUCUUUUUACCUCUUCAGGGCAUUUCUACCUCAUCUGUGAGUACCCAGGGCAGCCAUUAAGCGCCAGAAAUAUACCCUAGCGCAACACGCUGGCGCUGGGCUUGCUACGGUGCGCAGGAAGUCCAGGUGACAAUAUUACAGGUGUUAUACUAUGAUGAUGACGUGAGGGCUAUGUGCUGGGUCAGCACCAUAACUCUCAAGCUUGGCUGACCACCCCUCAAGCUUACCUGACCAUCCUGAAGCUUGACUUCACCGUCUUACACCACCAGUGUCACAUCUUUACCCCACACAGUGUCACAUCCCUCUGAAGUACUUGAGCGCCGCAUCCCCGGCCACAACCACAGUGUGGCAUCCCUGGGCAGGGUGGACGGCCCUGUUAGACAAUGUCUGACGGAGGGCUGAAGGUGGAGCAGCCGAUGGAGAGUGUCGAGGCUCUGUCCAGGGAGGCUGAGGGUCUCAAGGUUAAGCUGGAGGAGGAGAGACAGAAACUCAACGAUGUUCCACUAACUACGGUGGCAGCGAGGCUCGAGGCUCUACCUCAGCUCAACAUUAAGCCCAGAAGAGUGCUGAAGGGUCACCAAGGCAAGGUGCUCUGCUCGGACUGGUGCAAUGACAAACGUCACCUGGUGUCAUCCUCUCAGGACGGCAAGAUGAUUAUAUGGGAUGCCUUCACUACCAACAAGGAACAUGCUGUCACCAUGCCUACCACCUGGGUCAUGGCUUGUGCUUACUCUCCCACCGGUACACUCGUCGCCUGCGGAGGGCUUGAUAACAAAGUCACCGUCUACCCUCUGAGCUUCGAUGAGGACGUCACUCAGAAGAAGAGAGCUGUGGGGACCCAUACAUCCUACAUGUCCUGCUGUACCUUCCCUUACUCUGACCAGCAGAUCCUGACGGGCUCUGGGGACUCUACCUGUGCUCUGUGGGACGUAGAGUCUGGCAUCAUGUUACAGAGCUUCCAUGGGCACCAAGGUGACGUGAUGGCACUGGACCUGGCACCUUCAGAGACUGGCAACACCUUUGUUUCAGGGGGCUGUGACAAGAUGGCACUGAUCUGGGACAUGAGGACAGGACAAUGUGUACAGAGCUUCGAAGGUCAUGAUUCUGACAUCAAUACUGUCAAGUUCUACCCGUCUGGUGAUGCUGUGCUGACCGGCUCUGACGACGCUACCUGCAGGUUGUUUGACCUACGCGCUGACCGUGAGAUCGCUGUCUACACCAAGGAGAGUAUUAUCUUCGGCGUCAACUCUGUUGAUUUCUCCGUUAGUGGGCGGCUGUUGUUUGCUGGUUACAACGACUAUACAGUCAACGUGUGGGAUACCCUCAAAUGCCACCGUCUAACUAUCCUCUACGGCCAUGAGAACCGAGUUUCCUGCCUCAAGAUGUCACCAGACGGUACCUCCAUAUCCACCGGAUCUUGGGAUUUCACACUCCGGAUAUGGGCGUAACUCUUGAACUUCACCGUCAUGAACUGUGAACACCAGCAUCAACAGUGAACACCAUCAUGAGCAGUGAAAACCAUCAUGAACAGUGAACAUCGUUAUGAACAGUGAACACCAUCAUGAACAGUGAACACCGUCAUGAACAGUGAGCAUCUACGCCAUGAACAGUGAACACCGUCAUGAACAGUAAGCAUCUACGCCAUGAACAGUGAACACCGUCAUGAACAGUGAACACCGUUAUGAACAGUGAACACCAUCAUGAAUAGUGAACAUCGUCAUGAGAAGUAAACGCCAUCAUGAACAGUGAACAUCAUUAUGAACAGUGAACACCAUCAUGAACAGUGAACACCAUCAUGAACAGUGAACACCAUCAUGAACAGUGAACACCAUCAUGAUCAGUGAACACCAUCAUGAACAGUGAACACCAUCAUGAACAGUGAACACCAUCAUGAGCAGUGAGUACCAGUAUGAAUAGUGAACACCAUGAACAGUGAACACCAUGAACAAUGAACACCAUGAACAGUGAACACCAUGAUCAGUGAACACCAUGAACAGUGAACACCAUCAUGAGCAGUGAACACCAUGAACAGUGAACACCAUGAACAGUGAACACCAUGAACAGUGAACACCAUGAACAGUGAACAACAUCAUGAACAGUGAACACCAUCAUGAACAGUGAACACCAUGAACAGUGAACACCAUAAACAGUGAACACUAUCAUGAACAGUGAACACCAUGAACAGUGAACACCAUGAACAGUGAACACCAUCAUGAACAGUGAACACCAUGAACAGUGAACACCAUUAACAGUGAACACCAUCAUGAACAGUGAACACCAUGAACAGUGAACACCAUGAACAGUGAACAUGAACAGUGAACAUCAUGAACAGUGAACACCAUCAUGAACAGUGAACACCAUGAACAGUGAACACCAUGAACAGUGGACACCAUGAACAGUGAACGCCAUGGACAGUGAACACCAUGAACAGUGAACACCAUGAACAGCGAACACCAUCAUGAGCAGUGAACACCAUGAACAGUGAACACCAUCAUGAGCAGUGAACACCAUGAACAGUGAACACCAUGAACAAUGAACACCAUGAACAGUGAACACCAUGAUCAGUGAACACCAUGAACAGUGAACACCAUCAUGAGCAGUGAACACCAUGAACAGUGAACACCAUGAACAGUGAACACCAUGAACAGUGAACACCAUGAACAGUGAACAACAUCAUGAACAGUGAACACCAUCAUGAACAGUGAACACCAUGAACAGUGAACACCAUAAACAGUGAACACUAUCAUGAACAGUGAACACCAUGAACAGUGAACACCAUGAACAGUGAACACCAUCAUGAACAGUGAACACCAUGAACAGUGAACACCAUUAACAGUGAACACCAUCAUGAACAGUGAACACCAUGAACAGUGAACACCAUGAACAGUGAACAUGAACAGUGAACAUCAUGAACAGUGAACACCAUCAUGAACAGUGAACACCAUGAACAGUGAACACCAUGAACAGUGGACACCAUGAACAGUGAACGCCAUGGACAGUGAACACCAUGAACAGUGAACACCAUGAACAGUGAACACCAUCAUGAGCAGUGAACACCAUGAACAGUGAACACCAUCAUGAGCAGUGAACACCAUGAACAGUGAACACCAUCAUGAACAGUGAACACCAUGAACAGUGAACACCAUGAACAGUGAACACCAUGAACAGUGAACACCAUCAUGAACAGUGAACACCAUGAACAGUGAACACCAUGAACAGUGAACACCAUGAACAGUGAACACCAUGAACAGUGAACACUAUCAUGAACAGUGAACACCAUGAACAGUGAACACCAUAAACAGUGAACACCAUGAACAGUGAACACCAUGAACAGUGAACACCAUCAUGAACAGUGAACACCAUGAAAAGUGAACACCAUGAACAGUGAACGCCAUGAACAGUGAACACCAUGAACAGUGAACACCAUGAACAGUGAACACCAUCAUGAACACUGAACACCAUGAACAGUGAACACCAUGAACAGUGAACACCAUGAACAGUGAAUGCCAUGAACAGUGAACGCCAUGAACAGUGAACACCAUGAACAGUGAACACCAUGAACAGUGAACACCAUCAUGAACAGUGAACACCAUGAAGAGUGAACACCAUGAACAGUGAACGCCAUGAACAGUGAACGCAAUGAACAGUGAACACCAUGAACAGUGAACACCAUGAACAGUGAACACCAUGAACAGUGAACACAAUGAACAGUAAACGCCAUGAACAGUGAACACCAUCAUGAACAGUGAACACCAUGAACAGUGAACACCAUGAACAGUGAACACCAUGAACAGUGAACACCAUCAUGAACAGUGAACACCAUGAACAGUGAACACCAUGAACAGUGAACACCAUGAACAGUGAACGCCAUGAACAGUGAACGCCAUGAACAGUGAACACCAUGAACAGUGAACACCAUGAACAGUGAACGCCAUGAACAGUGAACGCAAUGAACAGUGAACACUAUGAACAGUGAACGCCAUGAACAGUGAACGCCAUGAACAGUGAACACCAUGAACAGUGAACACCAUGAACAGUGAACGCCAUGAACAGUGAACGCCAUGAACAGUGAACACCAUGAACAGUGAACGCCAUGAACAGUGAACACCAUGAAAAGUGAACACAAUGAACAGUGAACACAGUCUCUCAAGUUGUCUACAGCACCACCAACAUGUCACUCUCCAGACUCAGAAAACUGAAAUAAGACAACUGUCACAACCCCCAGAACAUAAUGGGGGUCGAACCAAUGGUAAGUCAGCUUCAGGACACCGUCCAAGCCAUGCAUUCGAACCCCCACCAGCUGUGAGAGUCGCAAAACGCAGGCAAAACUAACACUUACCAACAUUAUGAAAAUAUUUUUUAAGUGUGUUUGGGUUAGAGAAGACCCUGCCAAGCAUGGGCCAGUAGGCCUCCUGCAGUGUUCUUUCUUUAUGUUCUUAUUCAACAACAUAUUACCUUAAUAUUCUCAACAUUUUUACAGCUCAGUGUCAACUGGCCGAUGAAAAAAAAAAAAAUCUACCAGUCAGGGAAUAAAGACAAUAUAUAAGGGCAAGUAAUGUUUAUUUUUUAUAAAACUUAAGAGAAGAGACUGAGACUGUGUCAACCUUGAGUGUCGACACUGUUUACAUCACAUCCUUGCUCAGUAUUCUUGCUGCAUCUCUUGUGAAAUUAACACUGGGUGAAACCAGCCAUAUAUAUAUAUAUAUAUAUAUAUA